CGAGGACAGGUAUGUUCAUUUACCACUAGUAGAGUGUCAGAUUGCCCAUAUUUAUAUGGCACCACCACCACUCACAUGCUCAAGGUGAGGAGAGUCUCAUUGGCAAAGGCCACAAGUAUUGUGACUCUUCUAUCGGGUGAGGUUGGGCAGUUCUAUCUGUGAGCAAUGGCUGAGGAUGGAAGAGAAAAGAAGAGGAAGCAGGGUGGUUUCAGGACCAUGCCAUUUAUACUAGCAAAUGAAGUCUGCGACAGAUUUGCCACCACGGGAUUCAAUGCAAACAAGAUCACAUACUUAACGCAGCAGCUUCACAUGCCUCUGGUUCAGGCCACAAACACUCUCACAAACUUCGGGGGCACGUCAAGCCUGACACCUAUCAUCGGCGCCAUGAUCGCCGACUCCUUUGCCGGUCGCUUCUGGACCAUAACAGUAGGCACCAUCAUCUAUCAGGUUGGAAUGAUGGUGCUCACCAUAUCGGCCAUCCUCCCGGCGCUCCGGCCGCCACCCUGUUCCCCUCCUCAACAAACAUGCGAACGAGCGUCGUCAUGGCAGCUCGCAAUUCUCUACCUGUCACUCCUCUGCACAUCCAUUGGCUCCGGCGGCAUCCGUCCCUGUGUCGUGGCCUUCGGGGCCGACCAGUUCAACUUCGAUGGGAAUGCCGGCCAGAAGGGGAACUUCUUCAACCUUUACUUCUUCACCAUGGGGAUUCCUGUACUCUUGGCCUUGACUGUGGUGGUGUACGUCCAGGAUAAUGUGAGCUGGGGCUGGGGCUUUGGCAUUCCCACCAUUGCCAUGAGCCUCUCUGUAGUGGCUUUUGUGAUAGGUUAUCCUCUCUACUUUAAGAUGAAGCCUGGGGGGAGUCCAUUGACCAGGUUGACCCAAGUCCUGGUAGCUGCCUUCAGGAAGAGGAAGUUGGUAAAACCUGAGGACCCUAGUGCCCUCUACGAGGAUAAGGGGCUGGAUGCCGACAUCUGUAUCACCGGGAGACUACUUCACACCGACCAGCUUGUGUUUUUGGAUCGAGCAGCAGUCGCGAUGGAGGGCGACUUCGGAGAGUCUGGCCAACCGAGGCUCUGGAGGUUAUCGACGGUCCACCGUGUGGAGGAGCUCAAGUCCAUCAUCCGAAUGAUCCCCAUUUGGUCCGUGGGCAUCUUGCUGGUGACUGCAGCCUCCCACAACUACACCUUUACACUCCUACAAGCACGUUCCAUGGACCGCCACCUUACCCCCAAGUUUCAAAUCCCCCCAGCAACCCUCUCCAUCUUCACGGUCGUCACCAUGCUCCUCAGCUUAGCCUUCUAUGACCGGGUCUUCGUCCCGGUGGCUCGUAGGUUCACCGGAAACCCUUCCGGCAUCACAUACCUUCAGCGCAUGGGCAUUGGCUUGGCCAUCUCCCAAUUUGCCAAUGUUUCUGCAGCUCUCGUCGAAACCAAGCGGAAGGCGGCCGCAGCGAAGCACGGGCUGCUGGAUUCGCCGACGGCGACCGUUCCGUUCAGUGUCUUCUGGUUGGUGCCUCAGUAUGCGAUACACGGACUAGCUGAUGCCUUCUCGUCUGUGGGACACAUGGAGUUUCUCUACGAUCAGGCCCCGGAGAGCAUGAGAAGCACGGCAGCCGCUCUGUUCUGGCUGGCAGGAUCCAUUGGGAACUACAUGGGGACCGUGCUGGUGAUUCUGGUUAAUGACUUUACUAAGGGCGAAUGGCUUCAGGACAACAUCAAUAGGGGGAAGUUGGAUUACUAUUACUGGCUUGUGACCGGACUGCAGGUCAUCAACCUUGGGUACUACAUCAUUUGUGCAAUGUUUUAUACCUCUAAGCCAUUGGAAGUAGCCAAACCUGCUGCUGAGAACACUCCGAAAGUUGUGGACGAGGAAGUUGGUGCCGGAGAAGUGGAGUUCAGCAAAGUGGAAACUUAGGUAUUGUAAUGAUGAUGGAGGCACUUUAGCAUAGGUAUAGAUAUUGUUAUCCACUCUAGGUGAGACCCCUGUAAUUUUUAAGUCUAGUAGCUACGUUUUGCCAACUUAGUAAUAAGCAAGUUGGAGGAUUAUGUAUCGUAUAUAAAGUAUAUUAGGCGCACAUAGCUAGGCCUACCCACCAUAUAUGUAAUAAUUCUCCCUUAAUGUAAUAACAUAUAGAUCAGAUGGAGAGCUAUGAACAAUCCGAUAGAAGCUCUGAUCUCUAUAAAGU
Messenger RNA from Elaeis guineensis (African oil palm), 2182 nucleotides. RefSeq names its product protein NRT1/ PTR FAMILY 3.1. Gene Ontology annotation, cellular component: membrane. Lineage: Eukaryota; Viridiplantae; Streptophyta; Magnoliopsida; Arecales; Arecaceae. Gene Ontology annotation, biological process: transmembrane transport. Gene Ontology annotation, molecular function: transmembrane transporter activity. The record is from RefSeq and is a predicted model, not a curated record.